AUGGAUUCAACUGGACAUGCAUCAGGAGGUGAAGGCGGUGGUAUUGCUGGUGGUUCAACAGAUGAUGUGGCAAAUAGCGGUGGAGUCGAUAAUUCAUCGGCUAAUAUGUCGAGUGGCGGCCGAAGUGACACUUCAUCUUCCGCUACAACAAAUGGUGGUGAAGUGGAUACAUCAUCAGCCGAUCCAGCGAAUGAUACAUCGGUUGUCGCUAGAACAAAUGAUGAUGAAGUUGAUAUGGUCACUAUCGCUUAUCUUAAGAACGUUUUCGUCUAA
Messenger RNA from Didymodactylos carnosus, 273 nucleotides. The record is from the annotation of a GenBank genome assembly. Lineage: Eukaryota; Metazoa; Rotifera; Eurotatoria; Philodinida; Philodinidae.